Drosophila guanche is the source of this 3739-nucleotide messenger RNA. RefSeq names its product titin. The record is from RefSeq and is a predicted model, not a curated record. The coding region runs from base 36 to 3596 and encodes 1186 amino acids. NCBI's taxonomy places the organism in Eukaryota, Metazoa, Arthropoda, Insecta, Diptera, Drosophilidae. The transcript has 17 exons.
UUGAUUUGUGUGCAGCAAUUACGGAGUUCUACAUAAUGGGUAUCUACGAGGACACCUUAGUGAAAGUAGUGGAGCAUAUGCUGGACCAGAAAAACAUCGAGGUGCAGGACGAGUCGGUGAAACGCUGGAUGGCUCGCCAAAUGGGCGACAAAUUGUCGCAAAUUGGCACAAUGACUAGUAUUUGGGCAAGUCACGCUGGCCGCUCCCAGCCGGGAUAUUUCGAUGUGGAGCGCACCUUUAAGAGCAUGAACAUCACGGCCGGGGAUCUCGCCGCCGAGGUCAAGGCUAAUGAGGGCAAGCCCAUGCCCAAGAUCGACUUUCCCGUACCGGAGACUCGGGUGCAUCACACGCCAGCCAAACCAUUGCUGGGUGCCACUUCGGCAAAGGAAAUGGUCAAGCAUCCAAAUGUUCCCAGUUUCCUGCCGCCUUUUCCCGGGCCACACACCUACAAGAGUACACCGAUGGUGCCAAACAACAAAAUCGAUUACGUGGAGUCGCGCGAGAAGAUGGCACUGAAGCGACGGCAAGAGAAGGAUAACCUCAACCAUCUAUACAAGCGCAUGAAGCAAACUGUGUCCUUGUUCAGCGAGCCAACCGGUCGAUUUGAUUUGCUCGACUUGGAGCCGCCCAAGAGACCUGCCUACAUGGACGCCCUAAUGCCACGCGAUCAGACAUACGAAAUUGAUAUCUACGGCGAUAAUGAUCCGAUCCCCGAGCAAGCGCCCAAGAACCCAUUUUUGAUGCCACCAAAACCACCUGGCACCCCGAAGACGCCCUUUCCCAUCGACUUGGGUUUGAUCUAUAACGAAUAUAAGGGUCCACUGACCACUGGCAUGAUGAUUGAAUCUACAGAUUCCCCCAAGACGUCAGAGUCAGCUGAAGAUCUAUCAAAAGCUGAGGAAAUCGUAGUGCAAAUAAACGAGCAUACGAAUAUCAAAGAGCAGAAGCCCGAAGCAGAGUUUGAGCAGGCUUCCACUUCUGGCUCCGAAGAAAAGGUCCUUAAGAUAUCUAAGAAGAAUAAGAAGCAGAAGAAAGCCAAAGAGUCGAAGGCUGACUUGUUGUGGAGUGCAACCUCUGAAGGUUUGGCCAUUGUAGAUCUAAAUAACAUAGAGCCAGUGCCUGUGCUAAAGGUGGAGGAAACUCAGGAGAAAGAGAACAUAGGAGAGCAGCAGCUUGAAGCGGAGUUUGAGCAGGCUUCCACUUGUGGCUCCGAAGAAAAGGUCCUCAAGAGAUCUAAGAAGAAUAAGAAGCAGAAGAAAGCCAAAGAGUCGAAGGCUGACUUGUUGUGGAGUGCAACCUCUGAAGAUCUAAAUAACAUAGAGCCAGAGCAUGUGCUAAAGGUGGAGGAAACUCAGGAGAAAGAGAUUAUAGCAGAGCAGCAGCUUGAAGCAGAGUUUGAGCAGGCUUCCACUUCUGGCUCCGAAGAAAAGGUCCUUAAGAUAUCUAAGAAGAAUAAGAAGCAGAAGAAAGCCAAAGAGUCGAAGGCUGACUUGUUGUGGAGUGCAACCUCUGAAGAUCUAAAUAACUUAGAGCCAGAGCCUGUGGAUGUGGAGGAAACUCAGGAGAAAGAGAACAUAGCAGAGCAGCAGCUUGAAGCGGAGUUUGAGCAGGCUUCCACUUGUGGCUCCGAAGAAAAGGUCUUUAAGAGAUCUAAGAAGAAUAAGAAGCAGAAGAAAGCCAAAGAGUUGAAGGCUGACUUGUUGUGGAGUGCAACCUCUGAAGAUCUAAAUAACUUAGAGCCAGAGCCUGUGGAUGCUUCCACUUGUGGCUCCGAAGAAAAGGUCUUUAAGAGAUCUAAGAAGAAUAAGAAGCAGAAGAAAGCCAAAGAGUUGAAGGCUGACUUGUUGUGGAGUGCAACCUCUGAAGAUCUAAAUAACUUGGAGCCAGAGCAUGUGCUAAAGGUGGAGGAAACUCAGGAGAAAGAGAUUAUAGCAGAGCAGCAGCUUGAAGCGGAGUUUGAGCAGGCUUCCACUUGUGGCUCCGAAGAAAAGGUCCUUAAGAGAUCUAAGAAGAAUAAGAAGCAGAAGAAAGCCAAAGAGUCGAAGGCUGACUUGUUGUGGAGUGCAACCUCUGAAGAUCUAAAUAACUUAGAGCCAGAGCCUGUGGAUGUGGAGGAAACUCAGGAGAAAGAGAACAUAGCAGAGCAGCAGCUUGAAGCGGAGUUUGAGCAGGCUUCCACUUGUGGCUCCGAAGAAAAGGUCUUUAAGAGAUCUAAGAAGAAUAAGAAGCAGAAGAAAGCCAAAGAGUUGAAGGCUGACUUGUUGUGGAGUGCAACCUCUGAAGAUCUAAAUAACUUAGAGCCAGAGCCAGAGCCUGUGGAAGUGGAGGAAACUCAGGAGAAAGAGAACAUAGCAGAGCAGCAGCUUGAAGCGGAGUUUGAGCAGGCUUCCACUUCUGGCUCCGAAGAAAAGGUCCUUAAGAUAUCUAAGAAGAAUAAGAAGCAGAAGAAAGCCAAAGAGUCGAAGGCUGACUUGUUGUGGAGUGCAACCUCUGAAGAUCUAAAUAACGUAGAGCCAGAGCAUGUGCUAAAGGUGGAGGAAACUCAGGAGAAAGAGAUUAUAGCAGAGCAGCAGCUUGAAGCGGAGUUCGAGCACGCUUCCACUUGUGGCUCCGAAGAAAAGGUCCUUAAGAGAUCUAAGAAGAAUAAGAAGCAGAAGAAAGCCAAAGAGUCGAAGGCUGACUUGUUGUGGAGUGCGACCUCUGAAGACCUAAAUAACUUAGAGCCAGAGCCAGAGCCUGUGGAAGUGGAGGAAACUCAGGAGAAAGAGAACAUAGCAGAGCAGCAGCUUGAAGCGGAGUUUGAGCAGGCUUCCACUUGUGGCUCCAAAGAAAAGGUCCUCAAGAGAUCUAAGAAGAAUAAGAAGCAGAAGAAAGCCAAAGAGUCAAAAGCUGACUUGUUGUGGAGUGCAACCUAUGAAGAUCUAAAUAACUUGGAGCCAGAGCCUAUGGAUGUGGAGGAAACUCAGGAGAAAGAGAUUAUAGCAGAGCAGCAGCUUGAAGCGGAGUUUGAGCAGGCUUCCACUUGUGGCUCCGAAGAAAAGGUCCUUAAGAUAUCUAAGAAGAAUAAGAAGCAGAAGAAAGCCAAAGAGUCGAAGGCUGACUUGUUGUGGAGUGCGACCUCUGAAGAUCUAAAUAACAUAGAGCCAGUGCCUGUGCUAAAGGUGGAGGAAACUCAGGAGAGAGAGAACAUAGCAGAGCAGCAGAAGAAGAAUAAGAAGCAGAAGAAAGCCAAAGAGUCGAAGGCUGAUUUGUUGUGGAGUGCAACCUCUGAAGAUCUAAACAACUUAGAGCCAGAGCAUGUGCUAAAGGUGGAGGAAACUCAGGAGAAAGAGAUUAUAGCAGAGCAGCAGCUUGAAGCAGAGUUUGAGCAGGCUUCCACCUCUGGCUUCGGAGAGAAUCUUCCUCAGAGCUCUCACAGCAAGAAGAGGCGUUUUAUGGAGGACAAGAAGCGGGACAAAAGAGAGAAAAAGUCGAGGGCUGAGAUGUUUGCCCGUUUGGCCAAUGAAGUCUCGAAAGAUGUGGAAAAUAAGGAAAACGUGCCGAUAUCCGUGAACAAACCUCUCCGCGAAGGGAAGAAGUCCAAAAGGAAUGCAUAACUGUGUAAAUUAAACUCUGAAUUAAAGUGCAAGCUGGGGCAGAGAGUUUGGAAUAUAACCAUUUGAGUGCCAGGCGCUGCACUCGGCGAAAGAGUGCGAGAAAAAUUAAUUUAUUUCAAUUACAUUUCAUUAAGAGCUGCCAA